GGUAAAUUUUUCAAGUGCAGGGCGUAGAUUGCUCAGGAAUUUGCGUUUUUUCUUUGUAGGGCGAGCAGCACACUCUUGCUUGAGCCGUUGAAAGUUGAAGAUCGACGACUUGGAGAGAUGGCCCAGGAAAAGAUUACCCUGGCGGAUGCGCUGUCCAACGUGGAGGUGCUGGACGAGUUGCCGCUGCCGGACGAGCAGCCGUGCAUCGAGGCGCAGCCCUGCUCGGUGGUUUACCAGGCCAAUUUUGACACGAAUUUUGAGGACCGGAACGGGUUUGUGACGGGGAUUGCCAAGUACAUUGAGGAAGCGACGACGCAUGCGAAUUUGAAUCAACUGCUAGACGAGGGGCAGAAGCAUGCCGUUAUGCUGUACACGUGGCGGUGCUGCUCGCGAGCGAUUCCGCAGCCCAAGUCGAACGAGCAGCCGAAUCGCGUUGAAAUCUACGAGAAGACUGUGGAGGUGCUGGCGCCGGAGGUCAACAAGCUUCUCAAUUUUAUGUACUUCCAGCGGAAGGCCAUCGAGGCGUUUUCCGGGGAGGUGAAGCGGUUGUGUCACGCGGAAAAGCGCAAGGAUUUCGUGUCCGAGGCGUACCUGCUGACGCUGGGCAAGUUCAUCAACAUGUUUGCCGUGCUGGACGAGCUGAAGAACAUGAAGUCGUCGGUUAAGAACGACUACAGCACGUACCGGCGGGCGGCUCAGUUCUUGAAGGUGAUGAGUGACUCGCACACGCUGCAGGAGUCGCAGAACUUGUCCAUGUUUUUGGCGACGCAGAACAAGAUUCGGGACACCGUUAAGGACACGCUGGAGAAGAUCUCCGGCUACGAGGAGCUGCUGUCUGACGUGGUCAACAUCUGUGUGCACAUGUACGAGUCGAAGAUGUACAUGACGCCAGAGGAGAAGCACAUGCUGGUCAAGGUGAUGGGCUUUGGGUUGUUCCUGAUGGACUCGGAGAUCUGCAACAUCAACAAGCUGGACACCAAGAAGAAACUCCGGCUGGAUCGGAUCGAUCGAAUCUUCAAGAACCUGGAGGUCGUCCCGCUCUUCGGAGACAUGCAAAUCGCCCCAUUCAACUACAUCAAGCGUAGCAAGCACUUCGAUCCCAGCAAGUGGCCACUCUCCAGCUCCCAAGCCAUCAGCCCCCAAGCAGACCUGAUGGUGCACCUCCCAACGAUCCGCGAAGACCACGUCAAGUACAUCUCGGAGCUCUCCCGCUACAGCAACGAAGUCACCACCACCUACAAAGACAACGCGACCGACGCCGAAAACAAAGCGACCGCCGACCUCGCCCUCCGAGGUCUCCAACUCCUCUCCGAGUGGACCUCCGUCGUCACCGAACUCUACUCCUGGAAGCUGCUCCACCCAACCGACCACCACCAAAACAAAGAAUGCCCCGUCGAAGCGGAAGAGUACGAACGCGCCACCCGCUACAACUACUCCGACGACGAAAAGUUCGCCCUCAUCGAGGUCAUCGCCAUGAUCAAAGGCCUGCAAGUCCUCAUGGCCCGCAUCGAAACCGUACUCUGCGAAGCGAUCCGUCGCAGCAUCUACGCCGAACUUCAAGACUUCGUACAACUCAUGUUGCGCGAACCCCUCCGCAAAGCCGUCAAAAACAAAAAAGACCUCAUCCGGUCGAUCAUCAUGUCGGUGCGGGAAACGUGCGCCGACUGGCAGAAGGGCACCGAACCCGGCCACGACCCAGCCCUCAAGGGCAAAAAAGACCCCGACGGGGGCUUCCAGAUCGCCGUGCCGCGGCUGAACGUGGGUCCCUCGUCGACGCAGUUGUACAUGGUGCGCACGAUGCUGGAGUCGCUGAUUGCGGACAAGUCGGGCGGGAAGCGAACGCUGCGGAAAGAUAUCGACGGGUCGUGCCUGCUGCAGAUUGAUGCGUUCCACAAGCUGUCGUUCUAUUGGACGUUUUUGCUGAGCUUUAGCGAGACGCUGCAAAAGUGCUGCGAUUUGUCGCAGCUGUGGUAUCGGGAGUUUUACCUGGAGAUGACGAUGGGCAGGAAGGUUAAUAAAUGCCUCGUCCGGCACCAGCACAACGAGGAGUGCAACGAUCUGAUCACGAUGGAGAAGCGCAUCCAGUUCCCGAUCGAGAUGUCGAUGCCGUGGAUCCUGACCGAUCACAUCCUGCGCACGAAGGAACCGUCGAUGAUGGAGUACGUGCUGUACCCGCUGGAUCUGUACAACGAUUCGGCGCUGUACGCGCUGACGAUCUUCCGGAAGCAGUUUCUGUACGAUGAGGUGGAGGCGGAGGUCAAUUUGUGCUUUGAUCAGUUUGUGUACAAGCUGAGUGAGCAGGUGUUUGCGCACUACAAGCAGUUGGCGGGGAGUAUCUAUUUGGAUAAGCGGUUCCGGGUGGAGUGCGAGGUGCUUGGGUUUAAUUUUCAGUCGUACCCGAAGAAUAAUCGGUAUGAGACGUUGCUGAAGCAGAGGCAUGUUCAGCUGUUGGGCAGGUCGAUCGAUUUGAACAAGUUGAUUACGCAGCGGAUUAAUGCGGAUAUGCAGAAGAGUUUGGAGUUGGCGAUUUGUCGGUUUGAGGCGAGCGAUAUUACUGGGGUUGUGGAGUUGGAGGCGCUGCUGGCGGUUAAUAAGUUGUGCCACAAGCUGCUGUCGCGGUUCUUGGCGUUGGACGACUUUGACGCGAUGCUGAAAGAGGCAAAUCAUAAUGUGUUGGCUCCGUACGGGAGGAUCACGUUGCACGUGUUUGUCGAGUUGAACUACGACUUUUUGUCCAACUAUUGCUACAACGCAGCGACCAACCGUUUCGUCCGGAACAAGUUGCAGAUUCCGUUUUCCGGAGCGAUUACCCGCGAGAAGGCUCCCGUCAUGUCGCACUACUAUCUGUGGGGAUCGAAGCCGUUGAACGCGGCCUUCUCGACCCAGUACGGCCAGUACACCGGAUUCGUCGGCUCCCCGCACUUCCACUCGAUCUGCCGCCUGCUCGGCUACCAAGGAAUCGCCGUCGUAAUGGAGAUCAUCCUCAAAGACAUCGUCAAACCGCUCAUCCAAGGCAACCUGCUCCAGUUCACCAAAACCCUUAUGUCCGCCAUGCCUAAGUCCUGCAAACUCCCGCGCUGCGACUACGGAUCCCCUGGCGUCCUUAGCUACUACCAAGCGCACCUCGUAGACAUCGUCCAGUACCCAGACGCCAAAACCGAACUCUUCCAGCUCUUCCGCGAAAUGGGCAACUCCCUUCUCUUCUGCCUCCUCAUCGAGCAAGCCCUCUCCCAAGAGGAAGUGUGCGACCUGUUGCACGCCGCCCCCUUCCAGAACAUCCUCCCACGCCCGUACUGCAAGGAAGGCGAAAAGCCGGAAACCAAGCAAAAACGACUCGAAACCAAGUAUUCGUCGCUGCAGAUCGUCCCGAACAUUGAGAAGCUUGGAACGGCCAAACAGGCGAUGAUCGCAAGGGAGGGAGAUCUACUGACGCGGGAGCGGCUCUGCUGUGGGUUGAGCAUUUUUGAGGUGAUCUUGGGAAGGGUCAAGUCAUUCCUGGACGAUCCGGUUUGGGCGGGGCCGCCGCCCGUCAACGGGGUCAUGCACAUUGACGAGUGUUCGGAGUUUCAUCGGUUGUGGUCGGCACUGCAGUUUGUGUACUGCAUUCCGGUGGCCGGGACGGAGUAUACCGUGGAGGAACUCUUCGGCGAAGGUCUCCACUGGGCCGGCUGCGCCAUCAUCGUGCUGCUGAACCAGCAGCGCAAGUUCGAGGCGCUCGACUUUUGCUAUCACAUUCUGCGCGUGCAGCGCGUCGACGGCAAGGACGACACCGUCAAGGGAAUCAACCUAAAACGCAUGGUCGACCGCAUUCGGCGCUUCCAGGUGCUCAACUCGCAGAUCUUCGCCAUCCUGAACAAGUAUCUGAAGAGCAACGACGUCGAGGGCUCGAACGUGGAGCACGUGCGCUGUUUCCCGCCGCCACCGCAUCCGACGGUCGUCCCCUCCCACUACCACGAUCCAAACAAGCUGCGGGCGCAGUAAAUGAUUCCGAACCUUUUUACCCCUAUUUGUCUAGCUGCAACUUUUAGUACGAGUUUUUCCUGCUACAUUAGUGAGAGAAGCGAGAAACGCGAAGCAUUUCUUUUUUUAUUCGUGGCAUUUCUUCUUUGUUUUUAUUUUCAGAAGUAUUUAUUUUUCAUAUUUGCAAUUUAAGGAAAGAAAACAACACAAAAUUCGUUUAUUAAUUUAGGGAUCUAUAAAUAUAUUUAGAACUUGUAUGUAUGUAGGCGAACUUGCUGGUUAAAGUAAAAACAAAACGUAAAGCGAGGAGACUCUUAGUUCUCCUCAUAGCAAAAACAAA
Culex quinquefasciatus (southern house mosquito) is the source of this 4300-nucleotide messenger RNA. It is a transcript of the gene Sra-1, whose product is annotated as cytoplasmic FMR1-interacting protein. Gene Ontology annotation, molecular function: RNA 7-methylguanosine cap binding; small GTPase binding. The transcript has 6 exons. Bases 118 to 3981 code for a protein of 1287 amino acids. Gene Ontology annotation, cellular component: neuron projection; SCAR complex; synapse. Lineage: Eukaryota; Metazoa; Arthropoda; Insecta; Diptera; Culicidae. Gene Ontology annotation, biological process: regulation of translation; axon guidance; cell morphogenesis. The record is from RefSeq and is a predicted model, not a curated record.